Messenger RNA from Tripterygium wilfordii, 504 nucleotides. RefSeq lists its product as uncharacterized. The transcript has a single exon. The record is from RefSeq and is a predicted model, not a curated record. The coding region runs from base 1 to 504 and encodes 167 amino acids. Lineage: Eukaryota; Viridiplantae; Streptophyta; Magnoliopsida; Celastrales; Celastraceae.
AUGUUCGUAAAAGAUAUAAGAGCUAAUGGAAAUUGUGGCUUUCGGGCUAUUGCUGGGUUGAUUGGUUUUGGCGAGGAUGCAUGGAUGCACAUCUGUCAAAACUUGAUUGACGAGUUAAGAACAUUAUGGGCAAAGUAUGUUGAUCUAUUUGGUGGUUAUGAUCGAGCAUGUUUCAUUGACAACUCACUGAACUUCUGGGAAUCAGAUAGAUCAGCACCACUUCAGAACUGGAUGACGAUGCCUGACAUGGAUCACUUGAUCACUUCAAGUUACAAUGUCAUAUUACAUCUUCUUAGUUUUGAACAAUGCUUGACAUUUUUGCCACUACGAUUAGUGUCUCUACCAUCACAUGAACAAGUUACUAUCACUAUCGAGUUCGUUAAUAAUAAUCACUUUGUCCAGGUUGCCUUGAUUGAUGAUUACUCGAUGCCUCACAUUAUGAUUCAAUGGUUUAGGUACAAGUACGAUUGCACAGCUGUAUGGAUUACACCAUAUACAGAAUAA